Amphibalanus amphitrite is the source of this 1566-nucleotide messenger RNA. RefSeq names its product snake venom 5'-nucleotidase-like. The transcript has a single exon. Gene Ontology annotation, molecular function: hydrolase activity. Lineage: Eukaryota; Metazoa; Arthropoda; Thecostraca; Balanomorpha; Balanidae. Gene Ontology annotation, biological process: nucleotide catabolic process. The record is from RefSeq and is a predicted model, not a curated record. Bases 1 to 1566 code for a protein of 521 amino acids.
AUGCCGCGACUGGUGCAAGUGGUGCGCGAGGAGCGCGCGCGCGCCGACGCCGUGCUCGUGGUGGACGCCGGCGGCCAGUUCAACACGGCGCUGCUGGACAACCCGUCCGCUCCGGAGCUGCUCACCGACCUGGUGAGUCUGGUCGGCUACGAUGUGAUGGCACUCGGGAGGCCAGAGCUGCUCGGCGGCCUGGAGGCGCUGCGGCGCUACAUAGCGCUCGUAGGCGUCCCGUUCGUGUGCACCGGUGGCCUCGUGCCGCAGGUCAACGCCAGCGCCGGCGCACCGCCGUGCAACGCCAGCAUGAUGCUCACCGUCGGCAGGGUCAAAGUCGGUAUCGUCAGCUACCUAGCGCCGAACACCGUGGAACUCAUAGUUGACGAACCACCGGCGGGUAUUCAAUCCAAACCGCUGAGCCAGGUACAGGAGGAGGCCAAACGCCUGCGCAGCCAGGGCGCCCGUCUCAUCAUCGGUCUCAUCUACUGCAGCUGGAUGGUGUCUAGCGACAACAUGUCCAUCAUCGCCAACGAGCUCACGGAUAUUGACCUGGUGGUGACCGGUAACGCAGGCCACCUGUUCUACAACGGUCCCUCUCCUCACGGAGAAGUGGCUCACGGACCGCACCCGGCCACACUGGAACGGCCUGGCGGAGGCAAGCCGCUGCUGGCCGUCGCCUCGCACAACAUGCUCCACUACGCCGGCUACCUGCGGAUCAAGGUGGCUCCCGGCGGCGGCAUCAGUGAGUGGGACGGCGACAACCCGCGCCUGCUAACAGGUGACAAAGACGCCGCGGCCGAGGCGGUCAUGGCGCGCCUGCGACCCAACCAGAGCGAGCUGCUCGGCGGUCUGGUGGCGCGCUCCCUCUACAUGCUGGAGGGCGGGGGGCACUGUCGCGACUCUGAGUGUGCGCUCGGCACCCUCAUCGCCGACGCCAUGCUGGAGGCCUCCAUCCAGCCCGAGUACAAGGGGAACGACAUUCUGGCGUGGACGCGCGCCGGCACGGUCAUCUUCCAGGGCUGGGUGGUGCAGUCGAGCAUCUCGGCGGGACUGGUGUACGAGGAGGAUCUGCGCGUGGCGCUGCCGCUCGACGACCGUCUGGUGAUCGUCUCUGUGCUCGGUCGCCGACUGGUCUCCCUGCUGGAGGCGGCCGUCCGCUCGGGCGUCUACUCGGGCCUCCAGGUGUCCGGGGUGCGGCUCGACAUCGCGCCCGACCCCGACGACGGAAAGGCGAUGACGGUGCACCUGAUGAAGGUGCUCUGCACGGUGUGCCAGAUGCCCGCCUUCAAGGCCGUCAACCACCGCUACACGUACCGACUGGUCAGCUCCGAGACGUGCGUAAAGCUGGUGUUCUCCCAGUUCAAGAGCGGCCUCCAGUACGAGCCGCUCAACAUCACGCUGCGGGACGCGGCGCGGAAGCUGAUGCGGAAGCUGUCGCCGAUGGCGGUGCCCCGGGAGGAGAGGAUCAUUCUCACGACGCUGCACCACCACGACCAGACGGGAGCGGCUCCGGACGCUCUGCGCGCCGCCUCGGUUCUGUUGGUGGGAGCGGUCGUAGCUGUGUUCAUGUGA